CCGGGACUCCUCGAGGACGACAGCGAUAGGAGGAUUUGCGUGAGGGAGGUGCGGACAUUGAACGUGACGACAAGCAGUUGUGGGCAGAGUGCAGGUAGGCGUUGCGUCAAGCUGGAAUGAAGACAAUAACGAGAGGGGUACAACGGCUCCACGUGGACGAAGGCAACGACACGGCUGUUCAGGAGCCCCUCGACUGUGACGAUGCUGACGGUGAUGAGGAUUGCAACUUUGACAAUUUGCCUGAGAUUAGGCCCCUUCGGAGCAAGGUGAGGAACGGCGGUGCGAGUGCGAAGAAGUGUCCCACUCCGAGAAAUCGACGGAAUAAGAAAAUGGAUGAAGAUACCGGCAAGAGCGAUGGCGAGGGCGAUCGGAAUUUCUGGUCGGUCGGAGACACGAUCGCACUCGUGAGGGCGAAAAGGGAUCAAGAUCUGUAUAUUGUCGGGUUGGGGCACAGUUUGGCCCGCAUGAAGACCAGGGAAUGGAAGUGGGAGGGCGUGCGGGCGAGGUUGCAGACGAUGGGCGUCACGAGGAAGGCCAUCGACUGCGGGAAGAAAUGGGACAACUUGAUGCAGCAAUUCAAGAAGGUUCACAAGUUUCAGAACCUCUCUGGCGGGAAAUACUACUUCAAGCUUGCUUCAUCAGCCAGGCGAUCGGAGGGCAACAACUUCGUUAUGGACCGGAGCGUGUACGACGAUAUGGAGGCCGUGACGAAGGGGGAUCACACGAUCCAGACACGGGGGCGGCGGGGGGGUUUCAGAUGCCGGCAGGCGCGGGGGCUGGAGGGGAAUCCAUGGCCAGGGCGGGAAAGGGGUUGUCGACAUGUCCCCAAGGCAAGAAGGUUCCGUUCGGAAGAAGCAUCAGGAAGCGUGCCGCCUCGAAGAGCGCAGACUUGGGCGAUAGCUGACGAAGGCGACGACGACGAUGUCGUCGCGACGAAGGAAGAAGCACUAGAGGACACCGUGUCCGCACUUCGGGGGAGAGGUCGCCAACGGUCAUCAGAUCAGAGCAUUGCGAGGAGAUUGGUGACGCCUCCUUCGGAGACGCAGCACGUGAGUGCCUGCGAUACCGCGAAGGCGAAGGAGGUUGUCGACGUCGGCAGUGAGGAUGACGAGCCCUUGGAAAGCCGUCGACAACGCAAUGUCACACGAGGUGCCACAACUACAGUAGUCAGGGCACGUGGCGCGACUGAGGAAAGGCCACCUCAGGGUGGGCUGCCCUCCACGCCGUCUCAGCAGCAUCCGCGCAACACGACUGAUGAGGGAGGCUCCAUGGAACGUGGUGGAGGGGGGGAAAUCCAGCAAGAAGUGCGCGUGGUGGUGGGGGGGCCGAUCGCUGUUCCGGGUGCGGGAACUUCAAGCACUGUGGCACCCGUGGCAAGAGUGGGAGAGGAGCUUCUAGUUGUGGAGCGGGAGGUGGCGCGUGGCGAAAAGAAAGCGGGCGAUCUCCCGUGCGACGGUGGUGGAGAAUAUUGCUCUGCGCGUCUUGCACGGCUGGGUCUUCAAGUUCGGGAAUGCCCCCCAGGAUACAAUCUCGCUUUGCAAUACUCGCUGGAGUCGGUGGCAACGGACAUUGCGCGUGCUAUGUGGUACGGCGAGGAGUGGAGCAACAUCGUGAGUGCGGCUGUUUGCAUGCGUACAAUUGACCUGUCCAUGGACUUGACACUGUGGUUCGCGGGCGCAAACAUCGAGGACAGGCCGAAGGACGACGACAUGGCGGCGUACCAGGAGUCCACCGUCAUAUGCAUCACCCAUGCAUUUCGCGCCGCGGUGCAAAUGGGUGCGAACGUCGAUGGUGGCUUGAUCUCACACGACCGUCUCUCAAGGGUUGCUGAUUGCUUCAAGCUUUUGUUGGCGGCCAGCAUGCGGUUGAUGCGCAUGGCGGGAGACGAUCUGCGCAGCCACUACGAAGCCUUCUACUUCACGAAGCUGGUCGCGAAGCCCACGCUUGUCCCGUCCAUGCAUCGCUCCUUCGAGCAUCGACGAUCCGUCAUCCGAGCCACAAACGUCGUGACGGAGAGGCUAGGGAAGGCGAACGCCACCUUGGGAGAGCACCCGAAGUACAUCCCGAACUAGGCAUCCUGCGGGAUCAUCUUCGGGCACGACGCUAGCAUAACGGGGCCGGAGGACGCGAAGAGGCUGGAUUGGUUGGGUUCGGGCCCCUUGGAGGGGACAACCACGACGAUGGAAAAAACGACGCUUUCCCAAUGCCACCCAAGAACUGUGUUUGAUCCUGAUUUCAACAGUCGAAGGAAGACAAUGCGCACAACCCCAUAGAGCAGAUGAUGUCCAAGAACACAUCUUGUGAAUAUGUAAUGGCACAAUGCAUCUUCGUUCGUAUUGAUCAUCGCAAUGAAAUAGCAACACAAAG
Messenger RNA from Chara braunii, 2367 nucleotides. The record is from the annotation of a GenBank genome assembly. Lineage: Eukaryota; Viridiplantae; Streptophyta; Charophyceae; Charales; Characeae.